This is a messenger RNA of Theobroma cacao (cacao), 1495 nucleotides long. The record is from RefSeq and is a predicted model, not a curated record. NCBI's taxonomy places the organism in Eukaryota, Viridiplantae, Streptophyta, Magnoliopsida, Malvales, Malvaceae.
AAAGCAAGCUUUCAUAAGAAACACAAAUUCAAAGUUUGCUACAUAUCAAAAAGCCAAGAUGAGAGGACUGUCAUGAUAAAGAUAGAAUAACCAAACCUCCCUUCAAACUUUUUUAAUUAAAGCAAAGGAAUCAAACUCCUUUUGUUAAUAAUUCCCACUACUAUCUCUUAUCUGAGACUCACUGGCCUCCCUUUAUUCAAGCUAAACCGCAGGUUUUCCUCCUGUUUAGUUGACAUGGCUGAGAAAAGCAAAAUUUUGAUAAUUGGGGGAACCGGGUAUAUUGGCAAAUUCAUAGUGGAGGCAAGCACCAAAGUGGGGCACCCCACCUUUCUAUUGGUCAGGGAGAGAAAAGUUUCAGAUCCCGGAAAGGCAAAGCUGAUAGAGAGUUUCGAGGGCUCUGGAGUAACACUACUUUAUGGUGAUAUCUAUGAUCAUGAGAGCUUGUUGAGGGCGAUCAAGCAAGUUGAUAUUGUGAUCUCCACAGUAGGUACACAACAGCUAGCGGAUCAAGUCAGGAUAAUUGAAGCCAUCAAAGAAGCUGGAAAUGUCAAGACUGAAGAAGCAAGAGAGCUUGAUUGUGACAAUAAAAUGGUGGGUUUCCAGAGAUUCCUUCCAUCAGAGUUUGGCAUGGAUGCAGACCGUGUCCGUGCAGUAGAGCCAGCUGCAAGCAUAUUUAGGAUUAAGGCUAAAAUUCGAAGAGCAAUCGAGGCUGAAGGGAUUCCAUACACGUAUAUCUCAUCCAAUGCCUUUGCAGGGCAUUUCUUGCCAAAUUUAAUGCAGGAAAAUGCCACUGUUCCACCGAGGGACAAGGUAGUCAUACUGGGAGAUGGCAACUCCAAAGCUGUUUUUGUCCAGGAAGAUGACAUAGCAAUGUACACUAUUAAAGCAGCUGAAGAUCCAAGAACCUUGAACAAGAUCCUUUACAUAAGACCGCCUUCCAAUGUUUUGUCUUUCAAUGAAAUAGUCUCCCUAUGGGAGAGGAAAAUUGGUAAGACCCUUGUAAAGAGUUAUGUUCCCGAGGACCAACUUCUUCAGAUCAUUCAAGAGGCGCCUAUUCCCUGGAAUUUCAUUUUGUCAUUCUACCACCCUAUGUUGGUGAAGGGAGAGGCUUCAAAUUUCAAGAUAGAAGCUUGUUUUCCUGUAGAGGCAUCUGAGCUUUAUCCUGAAGUGAAGUAUACUACUGUUGACGCAUACCUGCAUCAGUUUGUCUAAAAUCUUACUAAAAAAUAUGGCGAAUGUAUGCUUGAGAAGAAAUGCAGUACAUGCCUAAGAUAAUGUACUUGAACAGGCUGCAAAGAAUAACUCUGACAAUCAGGCUGAUACAAUCUAAUCAGCCUUAAGUUUCAUUCAUGGAAUUUCUUUAUAUUAAGCCACAUGUGAUAUUGUUUCCAAUGAUAACAAAUCAAUUCAGCAGUCUGUAACAGGUAGCUCCAACUGAAAUAACAUUCAGUAGAGAUUAUAUUAACAAUAAAUUGGGAUGAUGCUUUCUAAUUCC